CGCCUCUUCGCUUCCAAGAUGACCAAGAAAAGAAGGAACAAUGGUCGUGCCAAAAAGGGCCGCGGCCACGUGCAGCCUAUUCGCUGUACCAACUGUGCCCGUUGCGUGCCCAAGGAUAAGGCUAUUAAGAAGUUCGUCAUUCGGAACAUCGUAGAGGCCGCAGCCGUCAGGGACAUUUCAGAAGCGAGUGUUUUCAACGGUGAGCUCCUGGCACGCGAACUGUCCUAUGUGCUUCCCAAGCUGUAUGUGAAACUGCAUUACUGCGUGAGUUGUGCCAUUCACAGCAAGGUAGUCAGGAAUCGUCCUCCGGAAGCCCGGAAGGACCGAACACCUCCACCCCGAUUUAGACCUGCUGGUGCUGCCCCACGACCUCCACCAAAGCCCAUGUAAGGAGCUAAGUCCUUAAAGACUAAAGAAAUACUGUUCCCUGGAAAGACAAUAAAGUGGAAAUUAUACUUUA
Eubalaena glacialis (North Atlantic right whale) is the source of this 460-nucleotide messenger RNA. RefSeq names its product small ribosomal subunit protein eS26-like. Gene Ontology annotation, biological process: translation. The transcript has a single exon. Gene Ontology annotation, molecular function: structural constituent of ribosome; mRNA binding. The coding region runs from base 19 to 390 and encodes 123 amino acids. The record is from RefSeq and is a predicted model, not a curated record. Lineage: Eukaryota; Metazoa; Chordata; Mammalia; Artiodactyla; Balaenidae. Gene Ontology annotation, cellular component: cytosolic small ribosomal subunit; ribosome.